AUGGCGGGAGGACGGCGCGGGCUCGUGGCGCCGCAGAACACCUUUUUGGAGAACGUGGUGCGCAGGUCCAGCGAUACAAACUUCGUCUUGGGAAACGCUCAGAUCGUGGACUGGCCAAUCGUCUACAGCAACGAUGGAUUCUGUAAACUGUCUGGAUACCACAGGGCUGAGGUGAUGCAGAAGAGCGCCACCUGCAGCUUCAUGUACGGCGAGUUGACGGACAAAGAGACCGGAGAGAAGGUCAGGCAGACGUUUGAAAACUACGACAUGAACUCCUUUGAGAUCCUCAUGUACAAGAAGAACAGACUUCCUGUUUGGUUCUUCGUGAAAAUCGCUCCCAUCAGAAACGAACAGGACAAAGUGGUUCUGUUUCUCUGCACCUUCAGUGACAUCACAGCCUUCAAGCAGCCAAUCGAGGACGAGGCUACAAAAAGUUGGGGUAAAUUUGCUCGUCUGACUCGUGCUCUGACCAGCAGCAGAGGAGUCCUGCAGCAGCUCGCCCCUGCUGUGCACAAAGGAGAGAAUGUGCACAAACACUCCAGACUCGCAGAGGUUCUUCAGCUGGGCUCUGACAUCCUGCCUCAGUACAAACAGGAGACCCCAAAAACCCCUCCUCACAUCAUCCUACACUACUGCCUCUUCAAGACCACAUGGGACUGGGUCAUCCUCAUCCUCACCUUCUACACGGCCAUCAUGGUCCCGUACAACGUGUCCUUCAAGACCAAGCAGAACAACGUGACCUGGCUGGUGGUGGACAGCGUGGUUGACGUCAUCUUCCUGGUGGACAUAGUUCUGAACUUCCACACCACAUUCGUCGGUCCGGCCGGAGAGGUUAUCUCCGACCCCAAGCUGAUCCGGAUGAACUACGUGAAGACGUGGUUUGUGAUCGACCUGUUGUCCUGUCUGCCCUAUGACGUCAUCAAUGCCUUUGAGAAUGUGGACGAGGGCAUCAGCUCCCUUUUCAGUUCUCUGAAGGUAGUGCGGUUGCUGCGUUUGGGUCGUGUGGCUCGUAAACUGGACCAUUACAUCGAGUACGGCGCCGCCGUCCUGGUUCUGCUCGUGUGUGUGUUCGGACUCGCCGCUCACUGGCUGGCCUGCAUCUGGUAUAGCAUCGGGGACUACGAGGUGAUAGACGAGGAGCGUAACAGCGUGCGCACUGACAGCUGGCUCUUCCUGUUGGGGGAGACGGUGGGCGCCCCCUACAGGUUCAAUGUGUCGGGGUCGAGCCGGUGGGAGGGGGGUCCAGGCAAACACUCGGUCUACAUCACCUCGCUGUACUUCACCAUGACCAGCCUCACCUCCAUCGGCUUCGGCAACAUCGCCCCCAACACAGACGGAGAGAAAAUCUUCGCCGUCGCCAUGAUGAUGAUCGGAUCUCUUCUUUACGCCACCAUUUUCGGGAAUGUAACGACAAUCUUCCAGCAGAUGUACGCCAACACAAACCGCUACCACGAGAUGCUCAACAGCGUCAGGGACUUCCUCACCCUCUACCAGGUCCCCAAAGGUUUGAGUGAACGUGUCAUGGACUACAUCGUGUCCACCUGGUCCAUGACCCGAGGCAUCGACACUGACAAGGUGCUGCAGAUUUGCCCUAAAGACAUGCGUGCUGACAUCUGCGUCCACCUCAACCGUAAGGUGUUCAAGGAGCACCCCGCCUUCAGGUUGGCGAGUGACGGCUGCCUCCGCGCUCUGGCCGUGCAGUUCCAGAUGAUCCACUCGGCGCCCGGGGACCUGAUCUUUCACGCGGGCGAGAGCGUUGACAGUCUCUGCUUUGUGGUGGCGGGGUCUCUGGAGGUCAUUCAGGAUGAUGAGGUGGUUGCAAUAUUGGGUAAAGGCGAUGUGUUCGGGGAUGUGUUCUGGAAGGAGAUGACGCUAGCUCAGUCGUGCGCUAACGUCCGUGCGCUAACAUACUGCGACCUGCACAUCAUCAAACGCGACGCUCUCCAGAAAGUGCUUGAGUUUUACUCCGCAUUCGCCAACCACUUCGCCCGCAGCCUCCUCCUCACCUACAACCUGAGGAAACGGAUAAUAUUCCGUAAGAUCAUCGACGUGAAGCGGGAGGAAGAGGAGAUGCUGAAGAGGAAGAACGAAGCACCACUGAACCUGCCUCCCGAUCACCCCGUGCGCCGCCUGUUCCAGCGUUUUCGCCAACAAAGGGAGGCACGGAUGGCGGCCGAACGCGGAGUCUCCGCCCAACUCUGUGACAUUGAGAGAGGCAUCAUCCAUUGCGAAGCCCCACCACCCCAGAUCCUCGCCUCCACCAGCAUCGUCACGGUAACCGAACACCCAGCCGAGACUGUGCCCACCUCAUCCGCCGCUCCGGCCGUGAGGAGCGGCAGCCGUGGUACUCAAAAUGGCGUCGUGUGUAAAACAGUGGAGCCCCCGAAAGCCAAAGGGUGGGGCCGCUUCAGGGAGGCAGUGAAGGCGGAGUCAUGGAGCAGCGUGUCCAAAGCCGAAUCCUUGGAAACGCUCCCGGAUCGGACCAAAUCCCAAGAUCAGCUGGUCUCCCUGAAGAAGACGGACUCAUGCGACAGCGGCAUCACCAAAAGCGACUUGCGAUUGGACGACGUGUGCGAGCCGCCGACACCACGGCAACACAGCCCCGAUGCUGCGGAUGAGAAGAGGGCUGUGAGCAAUGACGCGUCACAGCAGCAAGCUAUCCACGCCGCCUUCACUGAGCUGAGGCGGGACAUACGAGAGGACAUGCAGGCUUUGGACAGACGCAUGGGGGCGCUAGAGAGCCAACUCACACAAAUGCUGCGGCUACUCAAGUCCAGGAAGUCGUCGGGGUCAUUCUUCGAGAUCUCACGGCCGCCCUCGCCAGACUCCGAUAGCUUCACUUAA
Molecule: messenger RNA, 2844 nt
Organism: Periophthalmus magnuspinnatus
Lineage: Eukaryota; Metazoa; Chordata; Actinopteri; Gobiiformes; Gobiidae
Product: potassium voltage-gated channel subfamily H member 1-like
Exons: 14
Coding region: 1-2844 (947 amino acids)
Biological process (GO): regulation of membrane potential; potassium ion transmembrane transport
Cellular component (GO): membrane
Molecular function (GO): delayed rectifier potassium channel activity
Source: RefSeq, a predicted model, not a curated record